ACCCAACGAGCGCGAGCAAAUUGCUAAAAAGCCCCCCACGUUUAUAAAGCGAAGCCAGCCCAGCCGGCGGCCUGCCUCGUUCUCUGCUCCCCGCAGAAAUUCGAAUCCGCCGGAGGAGGAGAUCGAUGGCGUCUCUGUUCGGCAACGGCGGCUACGGCUACUCGUCGGGAUCGGAGGGGGAGGACGAGGACGAGGACGAGGGCACGGAUGGGUACCGGAAGGGCGGGUACCACGCCGCGCGCCCCGGGGACCGCUUCGCCGGCGGGAGGUUCGUCGCGCAGCGGAAGCUCGGCUGGGGCAACUUCUCCACCGUCUGGCUCGCUUACGACAACGUCCACAGCAGAUUUGUGGCGCUCAAGAUCCAGAAGAGCGCGAAGGAUUACACGCACGCGGCUCUCCACGAAAUCGAGUUACUUUCAGCGGUAGCCAAAGGUGACCCGACGAAUUCCAAGUGCGUGGUGCGGUUGCUGGACCAUUUCAAGCACGCCGGCCCCAACGGGCAUCACGUUUGCCUGGUCACCGAGUUUCUCGGGGACACCUUGCUCCGGCUGAUACAGUACAACCGGAACAAGGGCAUUGGGCUGAGCAGGGUGAAGGAAAUCUGCCGAUCAGUGCUGGUCGGCCUUGAUUACCUGCACAGAGAGCUUGGCGUCAUCCACACGGAUUUGAAACCGGAGAAUGUUCUUCUGGUUUCAACAAUUAACCCGGCCAAGGACCCGGUGCGCUCUGGGUUCACGCCAAUCCUUGAUCGGCCUGUGGGGAACCAGUACGGCGGGACAGUGAUCAGUUUCAGUGAGAAGAUGCUCAAGAUGAGAGCAAGACGUGCAAUAGCAAAGAUUUCGCAGAGGCGGGCUUCGCUUGGCGGGGUUGCAGCUGAAGUAGAGAAGGAGAGGAGCCUGGAUAGGAUCAGCCUGAAGUGCAAGAUUGUCGAUUUUGGGAACGCCUGCUGGGCCGAUCAGCAGCUUGCUGGUGAAAUACAGACAAGGCAGUACAGGGCUCCUGAGGUUAUCAUCGGUUCCGGGUACUCGUAUUCUGCUGACAUGUGGUCAUUUGCUUGCAUGGCCUUUGAGCUUGCCACCGGUGACUUGUUGUUUGCUCCCAAGAAUUGCCAGGGAUGCAGCGAAGAUGAGGACCACUUGGCACUAAUGAUGGAAAUUCUUGGAAAGAUGCCUCGGAAGAUUGCUAGCUCAGGAAUUCGUUCGAAGGAUUACUUUGAUCGGCAUGGAGAUUUAAAGAGGAUCAGGAGACUGAAGGUCUGGCCCCUGGACCGUGUACUUGUCGAAAGGUACAAUUUCACUGAAUCUGAUGCCCAAGGGUUCGCUGACUUUCUUCGGCCAAUCCUAGAUUUUGCUCCGGAGAACAGACCUUCUGCUGCGCAGUGCUUGAAGCACCCAUGGCUUAAUUGAUUCAACAAGAUCUAGAAGUCUAACCAAUAGAAAUUUAUACAUACUAAGUGUGUUCGCGAUCAAAGGCUCUUUUGUGACCGGGACUGCAGAUAUCCACGGACUUUGAUGUAACAUAGGUUUGGAGUCAGGAGCUACGUUUUUUGGUGCAGCUUGAUGAGUUAUUCUGACGAGGAGGCAUAAGCUUCAGCUUCUUCUUUCUUCGUAGUAUCAUCUAUUUUGAUGUAUCAAGUGUUCCACUGGUGUGUUUGAGGUGCAGAGCUAAUGCAAUGUUAACCUGCUUGUGUGUUGGUUGGGCCAAAAGAUUCAUGUAAGAUUAUUUGGUAUUGUGAUAUGGCCGCCAACUUUUUCUUUAGCUGUGAAAGUGCAGCGCAGUGCGAUAGUGCUUCUGCUAUUUGCUCAAUGGAUUCUGUGCUGUAAAGCUGCUUGUCGGUUCAAAAGCGUGCUGCACUGCAUCGCAGCUUUCUUGCUA
Molecule: messenger RNA, 1875 nt
Organism: Phragmites australis (common reed)
Lineage: Eukaryota; Viridiplantae; Streptophyta; Magnoliopsida; Poales; Poaceae
Exons: 4
Coding region: 126-1406 (426 amino acids)
Biological process (GO): spliceosomal complex assembly; protein phosphorylation; regulation of mRNA processing
Molecular function (GO): ATP binding; protein kinase activity
Source: RefSeq, a predicted model, not a curated record